AUGAGGAAGCUCAGUUCAGUUCUGCUUGCCGCUGCCGUGCUGGGGGCCGCCCGCGGAGUGGAGAGCGGCGACUCGAAUGCAGAAGGGUCGGCCGCCCCCGCCAACUGCCUUGCCGACUUCAAUGCGGCUCGAGAACGAGCAGGCCUCGAAGCCUUCACUGAGGAGGAGGAGGAAGGGAAGAAGGUGCCAACAGCAAAGGAGGAGAUUGCAAAGAUUUGCUCCGCCAUACAGGAGGCAAGCGGCCUGCAUUCGCUCUACCGUCGCCGUACAGGUGCAGCAUUUAACAUUACGGGGGCAACUGUAGAGCGUGACGGCACCUACGCAGAUUGUGCGUUGUCCGGAAACGUUAAGUCCAAACUCGGUUCGGGUCCAACGUAUUUCAACGUUUUCGUGAUCAAAGAACUGCGUCGCCCCUUUCCGGACGCGCCCCUGGCCUCUGCAGGCGUCGCGGGGCGCCAUCCUCUGGCCCCCGCCGACUGCCUUGCCGACUUCAAUGCCGCUCGAGAACGAGCAGGCCUCGAAGCCUUCAUUGCAGAGACGGACGCAACGAAGAAACUGCCAACCGGGGAAGAAGAGCAUAUCGCAGCUAUUUGCUCUGUCAUAGGCGAGGCAAGCGGCCCGCACUUUUCACAGACUGUCCCUCUGUGCUUGGCUGCAUAUAUGCGUUUAUGUUCGGCACAUAAUGGAAAAGCAUCUGAUAUUACCGGGGCAGGUGUCAAGCGCGAAGGCACCUAUGCCUACGCGCCAGAAACAGGCCCUGCCGAUGGCUGCUCUGCAGCCGUCUCCUAUUGGAAAAAAGCCUAUGUAAACUUUGGGGAACUCCCGCCCGAAUACAACGGCGACACGGAUGUGUAUGCAGAGAGCCGGAAUCGCUCGCUCGUGGCCCUGUACAACCCCAACAAGGGCGCCACAGUCGACUGUGCCUACAUCACUUGUCCAGUCUCCACCACGACCACCACUACCGUUGCUACCUCUGCGGGAUCAACUGAUAAGGUGGAAGAAGAUGGUGAAGACGAGAAAGAAGAGAUCGUUAAAGGAGUAAGCGGCGAACGAGAAACUGGGGGCCCAGCGAGCUCCGGAGAGCAGCCAAAGAUCUGCGGGAUCAACUGA
Molecule: messenger RNA, 1110 nt
Organism: Eimeria mitis
Lineage: Eukaryota; Apicomplexa; Conoidasida; Eucoccidiorida; Eimeriidae
Product: SAG family member
Exons: 7
Coding region: 1-1110 (369 amino acids)
Source: RefSeq, a predicted model, not a curated record